AUGGUUAGGGACCCCAGUCACUUCUGGUUGUUUUCGACUGUGAAGAACGACCUGAAAGGAAUUGGGUUCGAGGCCAGCGAAAACCUCGUUUUGGCCCCUGACUCCGGCAGGUCCGAGUAUACCUUCCUGGUGCCCACAGACGAAACCUGUGGGUCAGUGAUAGAAGGUGAAGGAGACUCCAAGGUCAUCGCCAACACACUCAUUUUUCAAAUGGACCCGAUUUUUCAGGAAAUCUGGGAUGCCGCCAGAAAGAUCUCUUGCGUGUGGACGGGUGAACAAGAAAAACAGCUGAAAUUCCUGCCCAUUCAAGUCGGUAUGCUGGCAGUUGAGCACUUGAAAUUCAGCGGAGAUGAAAUCGACUGCUGGAUGGACAUUCAGCGAGGACAGUACCCAAAUACUUCACCUGUGAACGGGAUUGUGGAAAUUGGAGAGACAUUGAGUUUGAUCAUUUAUGUGAGAGACAGUGGAAGCAAUUUUGACCUCAGAGUCAAGGAUUGUUGGGCAUACAAUAAUGACCAAUACGAUGACCCAUCUACAACCAGGUUACAGCUCACAGAUUCUGAAGGAUGCCCACGGAAAACCAAGUUGAUCAAUUAUUGGAGGAGAACAUUUGAUACUGGAAACAGCGGUGCAUCUGUGAUUGCUUAUACCAACGUCAGUGCAUUCAAGUUCCCUGACAAAAGCGAUGUUUACAUGACGUGCAACAUUGAGAUUACACACAACAUCAUUCCUUCCAAAUCUGCUUCACAGGUUUGCAAAGGGCUGUGCGAGAGACGGUGCCCAGGAGAACCAUCCAUACCCAUUGGAGAACUCAUUACAGUUCCACCAACUGUGAGACCAAUAACCACAACAAGACAACCCACUACCUUGUUUGUGUGUGCACCUGGAUCAAACCAGGAUCUUUGGACCCCAGGUGUCCACCAGAAUGCUUUCCAGGAAACACUGAUCCAAGAUGUCCAAGACCUACCAGUGCAAGACCACCUACAACAACUCAAUUUGUAUGCAGACCAGGAAGCUUGGAUCCAAGAUGUCCUCCAGAUUGUUAUCCAGGAGCAACUGACCCAAGAUGUCCAAAGCCAACAACUACAAGACCUACUACAACAACUCAAUUCAUAUGCAGACCAGGAAGCUUGGAUCCAAGAUGUCCACCAAACUGCUUUCCAGGAUCAACAGACCCAAGAUGCCCAAGGCCAACAACUACAAGACCUCCAACAACAACUCAGUUUGUGUGCAGACCAGGAAGCUUGGAUCCAAGAUGUCCUCCAAACUGUUAUCCAGGAGCAACUGAUCCAAGAUGUCCAAAGCCAACCACUACAAGGCCUCCUACAACUACUGAGUUUGUGUGCAGACCAGGUAGUCUGGAUCCAAGAUGUCCUCCAGACUGUUAUCCAGGAGCAACGGACCCAAGAUGCCCAAGGCCUACAACCACUCGACCUCCCACAACAACUCAAUUUGUAUGCAGACCAGGAAGCUUGGAUCCAAGAUGUCCUCCAAAUUGUUAUCCAGGAGCAACUGAUCCAAGAUGUCCCAAGCCAACAACUACAAGGCCUCCUACUACUACUCAGUUUGUGUGCAGACCAGGAAGCUUGGAUCCAAGAUGUCCUCCAAAUUGUUAUCCAGGAGCACCUGAUCCAAGAUGUCCUAAACCAACCACCACAAGACCUCCUACCACAACUCAGUUUGUGUGCAGACCAGGUAGUCUGGAUCCAAGAUGUCCUCCAGACUGUUAUCCAGGAGCAACUGAUCCAAGAUGUCCAAAGCCAACAACUACUAGACCUCCCACAACACAGUUUGUGUGCAGGCCAGGUAGCUUGGAUCCAAGAUGUCCUCCCAACUGCUUUCCAGGAGCAACAGACCCAAGAUGUCCCAAGCCAACAACUACAAGACCUCCAACAACAACUCAGUUUGUGUGCAGACCAGGAAGCUUGGAUCCAAGAUGUCCUCCAAAUUGUUAUCCAGGAGCACCUGAUCCAAGAUGUCCUAAACCAACCACCACAAGACCUCCUACCACAACUCAGUUUGUGUGCAGACCAGGUAGUCUGGAUCCAAGAUGUCCUCCAGACUGUUAUCCAGGAGCAACUGAUCCAAGAUGUCCAAAGCCAACAACUACUAGACCUCCCACCACAACUCAGUUUGUGUGCAGACCAGGAAGCCUGGAUCCAAGAUGUCCUCCAAAUUGUUAUCCAGGAGCACCUGAUCCAAGAUGUCCUAAACCAACCACCACAAGACCUCCUACCACAACUCAGUUUGUGUGCAGACCAGGCAGUCUGGAUCCAAGAUGUCCUCCAGACUGUUAUCCAGGAGCAACUGAUCCAAGAUGUCCAAAGCCAACAACUACUAGACCUCCUACCACAACUCAGUUUGUGUGCAGACCAGGAAGCCUGGAUCCAAGAUGUCCUCCAAACUGUUAUCCAGGAGCAACUGAUCCAAGAUGUCCUAAGCCAACAACUACCAGACCUCCCACAACAACACAGUUUGUGUGCAGACCUGGUAGCUUGGAUCCAAGAUGUCCUCCCAACUGCUUUCCAGGAGCAACAGAUCCAAGAUGUCCUAAGCCAACAACUACUAGACCUCCUACCACAACUCAGUUUGUGUGCAGACCAGGAAGCCUGGAUCCAAGAUGUCCUCCAAACUGUUAUCCAGGAGCAACUGAUCCAAGAUGUCCUAAGCCAACAACUACUAGACCUCCCACAACAACACAGUUUGUGUGCAGACCAGGUAGCUUGGAUCCAAGAUGUCCUCCCAACUGCUUCCCAGGAGCAACUGAUCCAAGAUGUCCUAAGCCAACAACUACUAGACCUCCUACCACAACUCAGUUUGUGUGCAGACCAGGUAGCUUGGAUCCAAGAUGUCCUCCAAACUGUUAUCCAGGAGCAACUGACCCAAGAUGUCCAAAACCAACAACUACUAGACCUCCUACCACAACCCAGUUUGUGUGCAGACCAGGAGCAACUGAUCCAAGAUGUCCAAAACCAACAACUACUAGACCUCCUACCACAACCCAGUUUGUGUGCAGACCAGGUAGUCUGGAUUCAAGAUGUCCUCCAGACUGUUAUCCAGGAGCAACUGAUCCAAGAUGUCCAAAGCCAACAACUACUAGACCCCCUACCACAACUCAGUUUGUGUGCAGACCAGGUAGUCUGGAUCCAAGAUGUCCUCCCAACUGCUUUCCAGGAGCAACAGACCCAAGAUGUCCCAAGCCAACAACUACAAGACCUCCAACAACAACUCAGUUUGUGUGCAGACCAGGAAGCCUGGAUCCAAGAUGUCCUCCAGACUGUUAUCCAGGAGCAACUGAUCCAAGAUGUCCAAAGCCAACAACUACUAGACCUCCUACCACAACUCAGUUUGUAUGCAGACCAGGAAGCUUGGAUCCAAGAUGUCCUCCAAACUGUUAUCCAGGAGCAACUGAUCCAAGAUGUCCCAAGCCAACAACUACAAGGCCUCCUACAACAACUCAGUUUGUGUGCAGACCAGGUAGCUUGGAUCCAAGAUGUCCUCCCAACUGCUUCCCAGGAGCAACUGAUCCAAGAUGUCCCAAGCCAACAACUACAAGGCCUCCUACAACAACUCAGUUUGUGUGCAGACCAGGAAGCCUGGAUCCAAGAUGUCCUCCCAACUGCUUCCCAGGAGCAACUGAUCCAAGAUGUCCUAAGCCAACAACUACUAGACCUCCCACAACAACACAGUUUGUGUGCAGACCAGGUAGCUUGGAUCCAAGAUGUCCUCCAAAUUGUUAUCCAGGAGCAACUGACCCAAGAUGUCCUAAACCGACAACCACAAGACCUCCAACCACAACCCAGUUUGUAUGCAGACCAGGUAGCUUGGAUCCAAGAUGUCCUCCAGACUGUUAUCCAGGAGCAACUGAUCCAAGAUGUCCAAAGCCAACAACUACAAGGCCUCCUACAACUACUCAGUUUGUGUGCAGACCGGGAAGCUUGGAUCCAAGAUGUCCUCCAAACUGUUAUCCAGGAGCAACUGAUCCAAGAUGUCCUAAGCCAACCACAACUAGACCCCCCACAACUACUAUUUUUGUAUGCCGACCUAAUUCUUUGGAUCCAAGAUGUCCUCCGGACUGUUAUCCUGGUUCAAGGGACCCCAGAUGUCCUCAAACAACAACUGUAUCCACUACCACUCAAUUUGUGUGCAGACCAGGAAGCCUUGAUCCAAGAUGCCCACCUGAGUGUUAUCCAGGUGCAACUGACCCAAGAUGUCCUAAGCCAACAACCACUAGACCUUCCACAACCACUCAGUUUGUAUGCAGACCAGGUAGCCUUGAUCCAAGAUGUCCUCCAAAUUGUUAUCCAGGAGCAACUGAUCCAAGAUGUCCUAAACCAACAACCACAAGACCUCCUACCACAACCCAGUUUGUAUGCAGACCAGGUAGCUUGGAUCAAAGAUGUCCUCCAGACUGUUAUCCAGGAGCAACUGAUCCAAGAUGUCCAAGGCCUACAACUACAAGACCUCCUAUCACAACUCAGUUUGUGUGCAGACCAGGUAGCCUGGAUCCAAGAUGUCCUCCAGACUGUUAUCCAGGAGCAACUGACCCAAGAUGCCCAAAGCCUACAACUACAAGACCUCCUACCACAACUCAGUUUGUAUGCAGACCAGGCAGCCUGGAUCCAAGAUGUCCUCCAAACUGUUAUCCAGGAGCAACUGAUCCAAGAUGUCCUAAACCAACAACCACAAGACCUCCUACCACAACCCAGUUUGUUUGCAGACCAGGAAGUCUGGAUCCAAGAUGUCCUCCAGACUGUUAUCCAGGAGCAACUGACCCAAGAUGUCCUAAGCCAACAACUACAAGGCCUCCUACAACAACUCAAUUUGUGUGCAGACCAGGAAGCCUGGAUCCAAGGUGUCCUCCAGACUGUUAUCUGGGAGCAACUGAUCCAAGAUGUCCAAAGCCAACAACUACUAGACCUCCCACAACAACACAGUUUGUGUGCAGACCAGGUAGUUUGGAUCCAAGAUGUCCUCCCAACUGCUUUCCAGGAGCAACAGAUCCAAGAUGUCCAAAGCCAACAACUACUAGACCUCCUACCACAACUCAGUUUGUGUGCAGACCAGGUAGUCUGGAUCCAAGAUGUCCUCCAAAUUGUUAUCCAGGAGCAACUGAUCCAAGAUGUCCUAAACCAACAACCACAAGACCACCAACAACAACACAGUUUGUGUGCAGACCAGGAAGCCUUGAUCCAAGAUGUCCUCCUGAUUGCUAUCCAGGAAACACAGACCCUAGGUGCCCAAGGCCCACAACAACAAGGCCAACCACCACAACGCAGUUUGUGUGCAGACCAGGAAGCCUUGAUCCAAGGUGCCCUCCCAAUUGCUUCCCAGGAGCAAUUGAUCCAAGAUGUCCUAGACCAACAGCAACCCAAGCACCAAUCACAACCCAAUUUUUAUGCAGACAAGGAAGCCUUGAUCCAAGGUGCCCUCCUGAUUGUUCCCCAGGUUCAAUUGAUCCAAGAUGCCCAAGUACCACAGUGCGCCCUGAAGGAUUUGAUGAGUCUAGGGAUUGUGUACCAGGAUCAUCUGAUCCACGGGCUUUACGAAGCUGCUCCAAAACGUGUUGUUAGCAACAAUCCUGGCUCAUUUGUAAGGAGGGGCAAGCGUUCUGCUGACAUAAGUGGUGAUCAACAUUUGGGUAUAGAAGAAAUGACUUCAGAAGAAAUCAUUGAAAGUGAUUCCAGGCUGAUGUCUUCAAACUCUAGUGUUGCCUUGGCAGGCAUGGGGUUGAUGUCUGUUGUUCUGAUUGCUGCUCUUGCAUUCUUCAUUUCUGAUAGGUUGGUGUCGCGUAUUUUCCAAGGGCCAAAUGAUGCGAUUUUCCACGGCAACCUUUCCGCUGCACUUGUUCAGUGCAGGGAUUCCUGGCACGCACCGCGUGAAAAAUUCAAAGUCGCGCGUGAAUUAUGCACGGGACCGGCCCAUGCAUUUUGCAGGGACGUCGUCGAGCACGGGUUUGUCGCUAACGACCCAGACAACCAACAAGCUAUUCCUGCUGCCGAAUUCCCGCGACUGUAG
Molecule: messenger RNA, 6018 nt
Organism: Notodromas monacha
Lineage: Eukaryota; Metazoa; Arthropoda; Ostracoda; Podocopida; Cyprididae
Source: the annotation of a GenBank genome assembly